Molecule: messenger RNA, 5195 nt
Organism: Paramuricea clavata
Lineage: Eukaryota; Metazoa; Cnidaria; Anthozoa; Malacalcyonacea; Plexauridae
Source: the annotation of a GenBank genome assembly
AGAUAAGAGUCCCUUCAGAUUUGGAAAAGAUUGAAAUUGCCUUCCUCAUAUUGGCAACUCUGAGUACACUUGGUGUUAUUGCCAUGACAAUCUAUCGUCUUACUAAUACAGUUGAUGAGUCAGACUCUACAUUUGGAUUGGUACUUUUAGUCAACUCAGGUAGCGUAUGACAUCUAUAUGAUACUAAACAGUUUCCAACUUUCACACAUUCAGCUCGAGUCACGUGUUUGGCCUCACUUUUACGCCACUAUCUGUAAAUCUCUCCGAUAAAACUGUGUGUCUUGCUGUUCUUUAGAAAUUUGGCAUGAGACAUGAGUUUCGCGCCAAGAAAUGGCCUUUUAAACAAUUGUUAAACAUUUCCCAAAGGGAAUAAUAUAUACGUGUCCAGUAUUAGCGGAGGGUCUAUAAAUGAUAUAUUAUUAUACCGAAAAUUAAACGGCCUCCAAGUUGCGAAUAUAAAAUUUGCCACAUAUCACCCGGGUGAUAUGAUCAAAUCAGCUACGUCAAAUACGAUGACGUAAGGCGCGAUUCGAUAAUAAAUUUCAUGCUCACGUAGCAUAAACAUAGCUAAUUUAUAGAGCUGAACUAAAAUGGUUCGAAUCUUAUCUAACAAAGAGACAACAAGUGUGUUUUGUCAAUGGUCAUACAUCGUCUCCUAGACAAAUAACAUGUGGAGUCUCACAGGGCUUAAUUCUUGGCCCACUAUUAUUUUUACUAUAUGUUAAUUAUAUGCCAAAGUGUCUAAAAUCUACAACCCCUUGCCUCUAUGCUGACGAUACUGAAAUUUUUGCAUCAUUUGAUUAUGAUACAUUUAUACACUUGUUAAAAACCUAAAUGAUGAUCUAAAAAAUAUUCACACUUGGCUUACCAAAAAUAAGUUACAACACCAUCCAACUAAAACAAAAUUGAUGUUCAUUGGAUCACCAUACAAUCUUAAAAAUAGGAUUGGUGAAGCUACUGUAUUUUUUGGCGACAAACCAGUACCAUUAAUUCAUUCUCUUGAAAGCUUAGGAGUAGAAAUCGAUGAAAAUUUGAACUGGGAAAAACAUAUUGAUAAAAUAUGUACAAAAAUGCAAGUACAAAGUUUUAAAUGACCACGCUGCCCCGGGUCUAAAAGAAUCUUUUUACAAACGGAAUGUGACACAAAAUACCUACAAUCUCAGAAAUAGCGAAAAUGAUUUUUAAAUCAUGUUAAAACUCUUCCAAAACCUAGAACAGAAUAUCUAAGAAGAAGCUUUAAGCACAGCGGCGCUAUGUUAUGGAAUGACCUUUCGUCUGCAGCUAAAUCGGCGGAUACUCGUGAUUGCUUCAAAAGAGAGAUAGGUGCAAGCUAUAGAGGAAGAUUCUGUGCUAUACGUGCUAAACUAACUCUUGUAUAUAGUAUUUUUAAAUUGUAACUUUUUAACUUAAUUAUUUUCUUUGUAUUGUUUGUGUGACGCCCCUCGUGGAAAUCAGCACUAUGUUGACGAGGCUAGCGUUUUAAAUAAAGUUUUUACCUAUCUUACCUACCUAUCUACCUACGAUAGCUUUCUGAUUGGCCAUGCACUUUGAAUUUGAGGUAUAUUAUUAUAUGAUAUUUAAUUUGCUAACGAUGUUUCCUACCAUUUGCAAGCUUUAUUUUAACCCAUUUAAGGUUACAGGAUACCCUUUUUGGCGUUUUGCGUAAAUCGCUACUGCGCGCUCAAUAUCAGUCCGAUUUUAAUUAAAUUUUCACUAAAUGUUCGCCAGUGGAUGCAAAAUAUGGUAAAGUUGUAAAAUUAACAAACAAUAAAAUAAUGUAAGAAUUAUUCACGGUACGGGUACCGUUACGCUUUUGAGUUGUGCUCCUGCUGAUUUUAAGUUAUAUUUAUGAAAAUAUCAUUUUUAUACAGUAAAAUAGUUGUUCUAAAAAAUUGUGUUCGGAAAUUUUUGUUUAUUUCGUCAUUCCGCUGAUAUGGCGAUUUUUUUGACGACUGCAAUAUAUUUCUGAAUUGUUUGAGUGAAUUGCUCUUUAUUAUUAAAAUAUCCAAAAUUAAAAAAAAGCCGAACACAAUUUUGAAACUGACAUCUUUAGCUAUAUGUCCUGUGAAAAUUUGAAAAAAAAUAUGUUAAAACCCGCAGGAGAACAACUCGUUUGAAAAUCAGUAAUUGCCGUAAAAUUAUUCGGGAGAAAAUUGAAUUUGAAUAUUACAUUUUCAAUGUUUUUCUGAGUGCAGCGAAAUGUAUUUUAUUAAAUAACUCUGCGCGUUUUCAACAUUUUUCGUUCAAACUUGGUCAGAUAGUAGAACUAGUCUAAUGCUUUCAUGGAAACCAAUCGAAAAAAUUUUAGGCAAAAUUAACACUCAAAGGUGUUCUGUAACCUUAACAGGCGUAUAUGGCCACAUUUGAAAGCACAGUUAGUAGCGACUUUCGAAAGAAACCACCAUUCCAAUGUAACGGCAUCUAAGCCGAAGGGAUUUUAAACGGAAUGUAAGGUGGAUCGUUGCUUUCGAAAUAUUACGCCUAUACCAGAAAAACAUACCGCAGUCUAUAAAAACAUGCGCUUUGCAAAACAAAAAGUUCAUAAAACUGCCUUUUAUCACAUAAUAUCACUUCUACUUGAGUGUCAAACAGCAAUAAUUAUGCAAUUUUCUCAUGAAAAUAACUUUGCUUUCCUCUUUAUUUAAAGAUUUUUAGUAAUCUAAAUUCAUAAAAUUGGUAAUUUAUGAAAAUAAUGCGCAGAAUACGCUCUCAUUUUUAUUAGACGCAUCAGUUUUUAAUAAAGCGAACAUUACAUCAAUCUUAAAAGCUAACUUACCUUACGUUUUACGAUUACCUGCCAUCUAUAAUUCCCCUAUUCGUUUGUUAUCAAGCAAAAACAAAUAAAUUGUUUAGCUGCUCGUCCCAUUAAACGAUUUUUUCGCGUUUCUCAUUGAUGUUUUUUAUCCAUUCACACUCAUUUCACUGACCACUCAUGAAACUGGCCAUAUUUUUGAGAUCAGUUGGAGGUUUACCCAUGAAACAUAUAAUGACACGCCCGCGAUCAUUGAUGAACUAAUUUAGACCUUGUUAAUGCGUUCCCUCCCUGGUCACUGGUGUAUAAAAAUAUAGCAUUAUCCUUUCCACUGGUGUAAAUGUAUACUGGUGGAAUUAGUACCCUCCAGGAUUAAUACUUUUAUCGAACUUUUAUCUUCGUUAAAUUAUUCAAUGGCCAAUUUAAGAAAGCUUGAAAACUAUGUGGUGGAUAAUAAAUAAUUAUCUAUAAAAUACCUAUCUGGUGAAUUUGAUGAUUCUUAGCUUGAAAUAUUAAAAUAUGGUUUACUUCAAUUUGGAUUUAGCAUGUCAUUUAUGUUUCUUUAUAGUGUUUUGUUUGAUCUAUAUAUACCAUGGAGUAUUUGGAGAACGACCUUACCAACUUUGGGCGUUUAUGCUUGCAAUCAUAUCGAUUGUAGUGUACUGUAUCAUUCAGUUUGCUGUUAAAAGGAGUACGGUGUUACUGGUAAUAUAGUUUGUUCGUGUACCUAAUGUUGUGCCAGAAGACAUGAACUAAUUCAUAUAAUUUAUGUAAAAUAGUCACAAACACUUGUAGCUGUAGUAAAUGCAUGUUAAGGCUUGAUUCCACGGGCACUUUCUUCGGCGAAAUGCGAACAAUUUCGCGCGAAAUGAAUUAGGUGCAUGCGCAGUAAAUAUAAAUUAGGCUUCGCUUCACCAGUGAGUAUAAGUCAGUUCUACUCACUGCAAAAGCGGAAAAAGUGGGGAAAUUCAAUGGCUCGCGCAACCAUCCGUAUUUCGCAGACACAAUUUCUCGUGAAGAAUUUCGCCAUCGUGGAAUCAGGCCUUUAUGUUUCGAGGUUAUAGGUCGAGUAACUUUCCUGUAUACCAAGACUUUUCUCUGGGUCGCCUGGUUUUCUUUCCCCACCCAAUAUGGCUCAGGUCAGGGGCGGCGCUAGACGGGGUGUGGGUUAUGAACGAAUUCAUUUGGCAAAAAUUGAGCUGUUUGGGUACGGACCGAAUUAUCAAAUUGAAUUAUCUGCAUUAAAGCCAAACGUGAAUUUAAAUAUAAAACUUAAUACUUCAAAAAGUCAGGUGAAUAGAUAUCAUGAUGUGCUGUAUUGAAUCGUAGCGGGUUAUUGAAAAUUUCAAAACAGUCCAACAGUCUAUAUAUAUGCAGCGAAUUUUUUUUUGACAGCGGUCAGGCUGGAAACAGUUUUUGUGCGUGGUUAAAUUUAGUUUCAAUCAUUGAGGUAUAGUCAAUUGACUCUCUGCAUUUUAAAAUCCCCCCCCCGGAACCCCUAAGAACCCCUGUGUAAUUAAAAACAGUCACGUAUACUGUUGUCUACAGAUCUGAGUUUUUCUUGUCAAAGUGGAGACAUUUGCGUAAUCCGCGUAUAUGCAAUACCAAAGUUUACAAAAAUGUGCUCGUAUAUACAGACCAAGCUACUGUAAUGAUUCUGCAAAACUAUACCUCAUCCCCCCUCCCCUCAAUUGAAGGAGACCUAGCGCCCUCCCUGCUAUAGGCUUAACAAAAAAAUCCUGUGGUUCUGGUUUCUUGUGAAAAAAUCAGGAUAUAUAACGUAGGUGGGUAAAAACAAUCUUUUUUAAAAAUUUAAGUUUGCUUGACAUUAAUCAUAAGUGUGAUCAGGAAUUGGCAUUGCCGCAACACAAUAACCUUUUAAAAAGCAAGAACUGACAAUGGACGUCAUCUUUGGCCUCACGUUUUAUAUUUUAAGUAAGCAAAGUAAAGUCGGUAUAGUAGAUAAGCAAACAUCCUCAACCACACCCAAGAUAACAGGGUGCAUGGGAAGUAAAAAAAGCGCGGGUCAGUCGGGAAACUGUGAGUACAGGAUUAUGAACAUGUAUAUUAUGAACCACAGGCUUGGUGAACUUGGCAGACACAUCCUGUUUAAUCUUUAAUAAGUUAUUAUUAUUUAUAGAUUCGUCUAGUUGUCGUGUUGGUUUUUGCGCCAGUUAACCUUAUCCUCUGUUUCAAAAUUUCAAUGCAACAUUAUACUUCGAAGAAUCUUAUCUUCCGAACACUGCAUUCUGCUAAUAUAAAGUUUCAAAGUAAGUUGCUCACUUUGAUCGAGGGUUUUGUUUAUCGUUUUGGUUAGAACACAGAAACAACACCUUACUGCUGAGUACAGGCCUAAAAAACAUUGUUUGGUCCCGGGUUCAUGCUUCGGUAGGUCGGAGGAUUUUAUUCAAAUGGCUUGUCAAUAUUUUUAUUCAAUUGGUAU